AUGCAUCAUGACGUCUCGAGCGCCAAGGAAGGCCAUACCAACCGCAAUAAGAAAAAUCAGCGUGGUGCGCAGCAAGAGAACUUUCACAUCGGAGAUUACGUGUUGUGGCCCCGUAUUGAUUCCGAGGUGCACGUCAAUAAGCUUGCGGUCAAAUGGAUUGGACCGUACCGUGUGAUUGGUGCUCAGGCAAACUCAUUUGAGAUCGAACAUUUGCUGAGUGGAGCCACUCGCAGGGUGCAUGCUUCGAGAUUGAAGAUGUACGCCGACAGCAGUCUCGAUCUCCGUGCCUUCGGAGAGAUAUUGGAGCACAUCGCUAACCAAGACGUCUACUUCACCGUCGCUUCGUUCAAAGAGCACCGCAAGCAUCCUGCUCACAGUUAUGAAGUUCUGGUAGCUUGGGAAGGACUGGAGGAGAUUGAGGACUCCUGGGAACCCAUGACGACAAUGCAUGAGGACGUCCCGGUGAAGCUGCAGGACUAUGUACGUACUGCGGAUGACUCGAAAUUGAGUCAAUUCCUAUUGCAUCUACAAUCUACUCGCAGGAGCGGCGGUAACCAGUCCACGAAGAAGAAGAAAGCAAAGAAACCAGCAGCUGUUUCGAAGGCCAUCAAGAAUUCUACGCGUCGCGCCAAAACAGGCAGCUCAGCGGCGAAGCAACAGAAGCCUGCCCGCCGCCUAGCCAAGUGA
Messenger RNA from Phytophthora sojae, 687 nucleotides. RefSeq lists its product as hypothetical. The coding region runs from base 1 to 687 and encodes 228 amino acids. The record is from RefSeq and is a predicted model, not a curated record. Lineage: Eukaryota; Oomycota; Peronosporomycetes; Peronosporales; Peronosporaceae. The transcript is spliced from 2 exons.